AUGGCGAUCUCGCAUAACUCUCCCGUGAAGAAGAUCCAAAAGAGCAUUAUCAGCGGCAGCCAAUCGUCGGUGUCUGCCACCGACAGAGGCGGAAUAGCGAUAGGCGACGACCCGGAUGAUGUUUGGAACAAGACACGGGCUGCCUGCGUGAAGGCGGUGAUGAAGACGUUUGAAACAGAAAAAAAUAGACACAAGGACGUUGAGUGGCGGGAAUCGCCACAGAGCGCUGCUUCAAAGUAUGAACAGUGUUUGUUUAAAAAAAACAGUUACUCUUUGAACGCAUACAAGCUGCGGUUCCGGAAAGAUCUUACGGCGUUAAAGAACUCCAAAACCGAGUUUGCGCUGGACAUCUUGGCAGGAGAACUCGAUAUCGACGACUUUGUUAGUUUUGACGAGAAGGAUUUAAUAUCUAAGAAACAGCAGGCCAAGGACUCAAAAUUGCUGGACGAGGAGCUCAAAAACAAGAUGGGCAAGCAGUUUCCAACCAAUAUCAAUCAGAUAAAAAAUCAGAAUGUUUUCAUUGGAGAGAAGUGGGGCAUCUCAGAAAGUGCUGCCAAGAUUGAUCCUGACUUCGACGAGGAUUAG
Pichia membranifaciens NRRL Y-2026 is the source of this 585-nucleotide messenger RNA. RefSeq lists its product as hypothetical. The record is from RefSeq and is a predicted model, not a curated record. The transcript has a single exon. Lineage: Eukaryota; Fungi; Ascomycota; Pichiomycetes; Pichiales; Pichiaceae. The coding region runs from base 1 to 585 and encodes 194 amino acids. Gene Ontology annotation, biological process: DNA-templated transcription.